Cadophora gregata is the source of this 207-nucleotide messenger RNA. RefSeq lists its product as uncharacterized. NCBI's taxonomy places the organism in Eukaryota, Fungi, Ascomycota, Leotiomycetes, Helotiales, Ploettnerulaceae. The transcript has a single exon. The record is from RefSeq and is a predicted model, not a curated record. Bases 1 to 207 code for a protein of 68 amino acids.
AUGCCAGAUGGAACUGCUGAUCCCGACUCUAAGAAAGAGAAUAAUGCAUCCGCAAGAUUGAACAAGAGAAAGCGUAUCCUACCUCCUUCUACUGCUCAUAGAAAGUCCUUUUUUGGUGGUCUCGCGAGCUCCAUCAAGGAGAUCAGCGCCUUUCGGAUGGUGGUACAAGAAUUGGCGACAAAGACGUGGGUGGGUAGUGGCGGAUAG